Molecule: messenger RNA, 1481 nt
Organism: Bicyclus anynana (squinting bush brown)
Lineage: Eukaryota; Metazoa; Arthropoda; Insecta; Lepidoptera; Nymphalidae
Product: mitochondrial thiamine pyrophosphate carrier-like
Exons: 1
Coding region: 83-1048 (321 amino acids)
Biological process (GO): transmembrane transport
Source: RefSeq, a predicted model, not a curated record
CAAAAUCAGCUGUUUUUAUACGUCAUUGAAACCAAAGCAAAUACCUGUGUAAAAUUUAAAAUUAUAAAAAUUAUAAAUUAAAAUGGUACAGUUAUUACAAAAUAUCGACUCUAAAGUAAGCGUGUCUCAAAGUGCAAUAGCUGGUGGUGUGUCUGGAGCUGUUACUAGAGCCAUAGCGCAGCCGUUGGACGUGCUGAAAAUAAGGUUUCAAUUACAACUUGAACCUAUAGAACGAGGAUCGAAGUAUAGCUCGUUACUGCAAGCAGUAGGAUCUAUUGUGAGAGAAGAGGGUGUAACUGCACUGUGGAGCGGCCAUAUACCUGCGCAAUUUUUGUCUGUAACCUUUGGAAUUAUUCAAUUUUCAACGUUCGAAAGGCUGACACAAACGUUGCAGCAAACCCAGCCCGAGUUUUACACAGUACAUAAACACUGGGUGAACUUUUGCAACGGUGCCGUCGCCGCCACAGUUGCUACGGUUUUAUCGUUUCCAUUUGACACUGUAAGGACUAGAUUAAUAGCAGAAAGAAAAACUUGCAAAGCAUACAGAGGUUUUCUCAAUGCAUUUACUCUUAUUGUUAAGGACGAGGGAGCUAGUGCGUUAUUUAAGGGUAUAACGCCAACUAUAACCCAAAUAGCACCACACGCUGGUAUACAAUUUGCUGUGUACAAAGUAUUUACACAGAACAUUUUAAAUAGAAUAGAAUUUUUUCAACGCAGUAGAAAUGUUGGUCAGGUUGUAGAAUCAUCUUUAAUAGCUAAUGUUUUAGCAGGUGGAUUUGCAGGUUUUGUAGCAAAAACGGCUAUAUAUCCUUUUGAUGUUAUUAAAAAGAGGUUACAGAUACAAGGUUUUCAAAAGCAUAGAAAGGAUUUUGGCAGACAGAUAUACUGUAAUGGAAUGAUGCAUUGUAUCAAAUUAACAAUAGUUGAGGAGGGUUUUUUGGCAUUGUACAAAGGGUAUGGACCCAGUAUAUUGAAAGCAGUAUUUGUGUCAGCAUUACAUUUUGCUGUGUAUGAUGAAAUUAAAUACUUAAUAUUACGAAUGCAAUAAGAUAAAAUUUUAUUGCAAUAACAUAUUUUUUCUUUUGCUUUUUUUAAUAAUUUCUUGUUUCAACAAACCUUGAAAAUAAUAAUUUAAGAAUGAACACAAAACUAAUUCUGAUGCUGCUGUGUUUCUGAAAAAAGGAUGAAAAAAAUUGAGUGAGAGACAACAGUGAGAUCUUUAAUUUAUUAUAAGUAUGUCUGACAUAGUAUUAUAAUUUAUAAUCAAAGAUGUUAUACCAUUUUAUUUGAGAAUCAAGUUAAAUGUAGUUCCUAUAUGCAUUUUUGUUUUAAGGGAAAAUGGAUCUUUAUUUUGUUUGUAUUAUUUUGAUAGAUUAGCAACACAUCUGUGAUACCCACUAUGCUUAUGUAGAUAUAGCUUAUUAGGUCUGCCAUACCCUGUAGACUAAUAAAAUUUUAAUAAAUUAUCAAAAUUUUUACAA